AUGGCACAAGGUCAGCGCGUGACCUCAUGGGAUGGCCUAGCGGUUUCCAUGGUCAUGAGGCUGCCACCACCUGUCACAUUAACUGGUAUCUUGCCCAUCCACGACUUCCCGACUGCCCCACACCCGUGUAGCGAGUCGGAUCGGCGAGCGUCGGGCAGUCGCGUCGGGCAGUCGCGUCGGGAAUGUCGGCGGCAGCGUGAGAACACAGGCAGGUGUUCGGGCGGCGAGGAAGGCGCCCGCAGACGGACACUCUCACAGCUGAUUAGACAAACGGCCGAAGCUAUCUUAGACGCCGCGCCCAGCACACUAAGCCACCGACAGUAUCCCUCAUUGCCUUUGCCGAAAAAGCCCGUACAGCAAACUCAACCAGACCACACCCCGGACCCGAAAAAUCCAAACGUGGGGCACAUUAAUCUUGCAGUCACUACUAGGAUGCCCAAACUGACCAUAAACCAAUAUGUGCUUCAACAAGCCGUAGCGCUGCGACUGCGCGAGCCGUGCCUCUCACCCACCCGGCCGGGCCCCGCCCUUCUAUGCCCCCACCACCCCACCCCGGGAGCCCCUCCUGACACGUUCAAUCCAGUUCACCUGCACCUGCAUCCCCGCUCGCUAUCAUCUCUGAUAUGCAAAAACUUCUCCCACAAAACCUCCACAACAGAACCUCUUUCACGUGACUUCAAUCACAGAACCUCUCCCACAGACCUCCACAACAGAACUCUCCCACAGAACUCCACAGCAGAACCUCUCCUACAAACCUCCAUAAAGGAACCACUCUCACAGAACCUCUCCCACAGAACCUCCACACAGAACCUCUCCCACGAACCUCUCCACAUGAACCUCUCCCACAGAACCUCCACAACAGAACCUCUCCCACAGAACCACUCUCACAGAACCUCUCCCACAGAACCUCCACAACAGAACCUCUCCCACAGAACCUCCACAACAGAACCUCUCCCACAGAACCUCUCCCACAGAACCUCCACAACAGAACCUCUCCCACAGAACCACUCUCACAGAACCUCUCCCACAGAACCUCCACCACUCUCACAGAACCUCUCCCACAGAACCUCCACAACAGAACCUCUCUCACGUGACUUCAAUCGCAGAACCUCUCCCACAGAACCUCCACAACAGAACCUCUCCCACAGAACCACUCUCACAGAACCACUCUCACAGAACCACUCUCAUAGAACCUCUCCCACAGAACCUCUCCCACAGAACCUCCACAGCAGACCCUCUCCCACAGAACCACUCUCACAGAACCUCUCCCACAGAACCUCCACCACUCUCACAGAACCUCUCCCACAGAACCUCCACAACAGAACCUCUCCCACAGAACCACUCUCACAGAACCACUCUCACAGAACCACUCUCAUAGAACCUCUCCCACAGAACCUCUCCCACAGAACCUCCACAGCAGACCCUCUCCCACAGAACCACUCUCACAGAACCUCUCCCACAGAACCACUCUCACAGAACCUCUCCCACAGAACCUCCACAACAAAACCUCUCCCACAGAACCUCCACAACAAAACCUCUCCCACAGAACCACUCUCACAGAACCUCUCCCACAGAACCUCCACAACAAAACCUCUCCCACAGAACCUCCACAACAAAACCUCUCCCACAGAACCUCCACAGCAGAACCACUCUCACAGAACCUCCACAACAAAACCUCUCCCACUGAACCUCCACAACAAAACCUCUCCCACAGAACCUCCACAACAAAACCUCUCCCACAGAACCUCCACAGCAGAACCUCCUCCAGGCUCCGAGCGAGAGAGACGGCCGUUCCCGGGAAGACAUAAUGGUUCACUCGCUUAA
This is a messenger RNA of Penaeus chinensis, 1824 nucleotides long. RefSeq names its product sporozoite surface protein 2-like. The transcript has 7 exons. The record is from RefSeq and is a predicted model, not a curated record. Lineage: Eukaryota; Metazoa; Arthropoda; Malacostraca; Decapoda; Penaeidae. Bases 1 to 1824 code for a protein of 607 amino acids.